GGGGGAGAGGAACAGAGCAUGGAUGAGCAGGUAGCAAAGCCGGAGGGCGAGGACAGCGAAAAGGAUGGAGAUGAGGCUGGCGGCGGCCAUUGUGUCAUGAAGUGACUGACUGACUGGACUGACUAGCACUGAGCAGAGUGUUGUAAAAGGGAACAGGGAAGACAGAAUACUGAGUGAGAGAAGUAGUUAGGAACAGUUCGAUAGCAGACGACUCUUAAGAGGUCAUUAACCUAGGUCACAUUGGGUGGCCUCGGUAAGCUUUUGUAUAAAACACGGUUUGAAACAAGUCGUACUAUCUGUAAUUAUUAUUCCAGUUUGUUCUUUCAUUCUCUCUUCCACCACAUCCCACCUCCUGUUCAUAGUAUCAAGCUCAGACCGACCAUGAACACAGCCAUCGUCACCGGCGCCGCCCAAGGCGUGGGCCUCUGCAUCGCUGAAGCCCUCGCCCAGCGCAACUAUCGCAUCGUGCUCAGCGACAUCGACACCGAAAAGGGCCCCGCCGCCGCCUCCCAGCUCAACCUCACCCACGGCGAGGGCACCGCCGCCUUCUUCCCCUGCGAUCUCUCCAAUCUACGAGACAUUGACGCCCUCCUCUCAUUUACCAUCGAGACCAUGGGCGGGUUUUCCGACAUCCAGGAUAUGAUCACCGUCAAUCUGACGGCGCCCAUCUACGCAACCCAGCAGGCUAUCAAGUACUGGGAUGAGCAUGACCAGGGCCAGACCGGGUGCGUGGUCAGCGUGACCUCCUCGUCGUCGUUCAAGACGUAUGCGAGCAUCGCACCGUACGGGGCGGCCAAGGCCGGCGCUGCCAUGUUUACCUUUGCGGCUGGGGCGUUUCAUCCGCGCGUGAGGGUGAAUGCGGUGGCGCCGACGGCAAUUGCGACGGCGUUUGACAAGAAUCGCAUGCGGGUGGAGACGGACCGUACGGGGCCGGGGUAUACGCCCGAGGAGGAGAUGCGGGCGAUGGGGUUGAAGAGGUUGCAGCCGGAGCAAGUGGCGGACGCGGUGCUGCGGUGUGUGGAGGAUGAGGGGCUGUAUGGGAAGGUCCUGUACCUGGAUGCGGUGGAGGGGAUCAAAAUACAUGAUGGAUAUACGUAGAUUAACCUAUUUGUCUUCGCGUCAUAUUCAAAUUACUCUAGGUCUUUGGCCGGCUUAUCAU
Messenger RNA from Aspergillus novofumigatus IBT 16806, 1159 nucleotides. RefSeq names its product short-chain dehydrogenase helC (gene sdr1). Bases 382 to 1098 code for a protein of 238 amino acids. The transcript has 2 exons. Lineage: Eukaryota; Fungi; Ascomycota; Eurotiomycetes; Eurotiales; Aspergillaceae. Gene Ontology annotation, molecular function: oxidoreductase activity, acting on the CH-OH group of donors, NAD or NADP as acceptor. Gene Ontology annotation, cellular component: cytoplasm. The record is from RefSeq and is a predicted model, not a curated record.